Molecule: messenger RNA, 824 nt
Organism: Phaethon lepturus (White-tailed tropicbird)
Lineage: Eukaryota; Metazoa; Chordata; Aves; Phaethontiformes; Phaethontidae
Product: UAP56-interacting factor-like
Exons: 9
Biological process (GO): mRNA export from nucleus
Molecular function (GO): mRNA binding
Source: RefSeq, a predicted model, not a curated record
AUGACAUCAUAAAACGCCACAGGAAAGAGCAAACAGAUGCCAGCGCUGCGGGGGACAGGCGAAGGCAGCAGGUCAAGAACAGGAAUUCUGCGUAUGGGUACGGGCGGCCCCGUUUCCGUGCCUGGAUGCAGAGGAAUUUGCAAGGACCUAACCGUUUUAGAAGAGGGUUCGGACAACAACAGUACAAUCGGAGACAAUUCAGGAAUACUGUGCCUGGUCCCAGGAGAAGAGCAGCUGCUGCAUUAAAUGGAGUGAGCCCUUUAAAUCGCCAGGCAUCAGCUCAAGAGGGCAACAAGAACAAUGAUGCCUUCGCCAAAACCAGCAGCAACGGGCAGCCAGACGGACGGCGCCGGCCACCUCCAGGCCCCAAGAGAUUCAGAGCAGCUGCUGCCAGCACCCACGCCCUGGGGAGAAGGCCUUUCCUGCUAAAUAGGGGACCAGCCUUCCAGCAGAAGCGGAUGCAGCAGCGAUUCUCCAAAGCCAACUUUCAGAGAGGGCAGAUGGAUGCUAAUGGAGAAGGGAAACCACCAAGGAUGAGAAGGUGGCAAGUGAAACCCAGCCCCGGAGCAGUUCUGACGGUUUCUGUGGCUAAUCCCCAGGCGGGCCAGACCGGCGCGCCUGGAUCCAAGCGCCCGUUCCUGCGAAGCCAGAGGCCCCCGCCGCGGGCGGCCAAGCCCCAGCCCAAGGGGGUGCUGCUGAGGUUUAACUUCCGUGCGAUGGCCAACCAGACCAGCCUGACGCUGGAUGAGCGGUUCUCUGGUCUGAGGAAUAAGAGGCGCUUUACAGCAGCCAGGAGCGCCGGCCGGACAGUCACCAUGCCUUAG